Messenger RNA from Nannochloropsis gaditana CCMP526, 248 nucleotides. RefSeq lists its product as uncharacterized. The transcript has 3 exons. The record is from RefSeq and is a predicted model, not a curated record. The annotation marks the transcript as partial.
ACCAGUACGAAGGAAUGCGACGCCUAGCCUGCUUGUCCGCCUCUCCUCUACUAGUCUUGCUGGGAGGGGGGGGAGGAUGGGACUCGGCGGUGCCUUCCUCUUUAGUGCGGGCAUUCCACAACCCUUUGAGGGCCUUCCCCACCCGGGAGGCUAUCACGCCUAGAAUAAGAGCGACAGACACCGCAUGUAUAUCGACAAGCAGUUUUCUCCCUUCCUCCUCCUCCUCCUCCUCCUCCUCCUCCUCCUCC